ACGCAGACUGCUCCAGCAGCCAAAGAGGAGGCGGCGCGGCGGUAGCGGCUCUACGGAGACCGAGCCGAGACGCCAGACGGCCGCCAGCGCGCACGGCGCUGUCUUGCUCCCUCCCCCGAACGCACAGCCCGCCUCCUUCCGCGGUGGCUGCAGCCGCAGGCUCCCUCUGCCCUCCGGAGACGGACUCUGGAGACGCUCUGCGGGUCGCGGGCAUAGGGUCCGCGGCGCGGGGACCGUGAGACCGAGGCUAGCUGCCAGCGGUGGCCGGCACCUGGAGCCAGCGCUCCCGGCGCGGUCUUCUCCCCGGCCGGCGUCCCGUGCAUGCUCCUCCCGCUCGGGCAGUCGCCUCCGCUCCCCGGGGCUGAGACGCCCGCUUCGCCGCCUGCCAGCUCGGUGACCCAGGCGACAACAAGCCGGCUGUGUGCAGAGGCCAGUCGCCACCGCAGCGAAGAAACAAAAUGUCAGUCAGCGUGCACGAGAACCGCAAGUCCAGGGCCAGCACUGGCUCCAUCAACAUCUAUCUGUUUCAUAAGUCUUCCUAUGCCGACAGCGUCCUCACUCACCUGAACCUUUUACGCCAGCAGCGCCUCUUCACCGAUGUCCUUCUCCAUGCUGGGAAUAAGACCUUCCCUUGCCACCGGGCAGUGCUGGCUGCAUGCAGCCGCUACUUUGAAGCCAUGUUCAGUGGUGGCCUGAAAGAGAGCCAGGACAGUGAAGUCAACUUUGACAACUCCAUCCAUCCCGAAGUCUUGGAGCUGCUCCUUGACUAUGCUUACUCCUCCCGGGUCAUCAUCAAUGAAGAAAAUGCAGAAUCGCUCCUGGAAGCUGGCGACAUGCUGGAGUUUCAAGACAUCCGGGAUGCGUGCGCAGAGUUCCUGGAAAAAAACCUGCAUCCCACCAACUGCCUGGGCAUGCUGCUGCUGUCUGAUGCACACCAGUGCACCAAGCUGUACGAACUCUCCUGGAGGAUGUGUCUCAGCAACUUCCAAACCAUCAGGAAGAAUGAAGAUUUCCUCCAGCUGCCCCAGGACAUGGUGGUACAGCUCUUGUCCAGCGAAGAGUUGGAGACGGAAGAUGAAAGGCUCGUGUAUGAGUCUGCAAUUAACUGGAUCAGCUAUGACCUGAAGAAGCGCUACUGCUACCUCCCAGAACUGUUGCAGACAGUGAGGCUGGCUCUCCUGCCAGCCAUCUAUCUCAUGGAGAACGUGGCCAUGGAGGAACUCAUCACCAAACAGAGAAAGAGCAAGGAGAUCGUGGAAGAGGCCAUCAGGUGCAAAUUGAAAAUCCUGCAGAAUGACGGCGUGGUAACCAGCCUGUGUGCCCGGCCUCGGAAAACCGGCCAUGCCCUCUUCCUCCUGGGAGGACAGACUUUUAUGUGUGACAAGCUGUACCUGGUAGACCAGAAGGCCAAAGAAAUCAUUCCCAAGGCUGACAUCCCCAGCCCAAGAAAAGAGUUCAGUGCAUGUGCAAUAGGCUGCAAAGUGUACAUUACUGGGGGGCGGGGGUCAGAAAAUGGAGUCUCGAAAGAUGUCUGGGUUUAUGAUACCCUGCAUGAGGAGUGGUCCAAAGCUGCCCCCAUGCUGGUGGCCAGAUUUGGCCACGGCUCUGCCGAACUAAAACACUGCCUGUACGUGGUCGGGGGGCACACGGCCGCAACUGGCUGCCUCCCAGCCUCCCCCUCGGUUUCUUUAAAGCAAGUAGAACAGUAUGAUCCCACAACCAAUAAAUGGACCAUGGUGGCCCCACUCCGAGAAGGUGUUAGCAAUGCCGCAGUAGUGAGUGCCAAACUCAAGUUAUUUGCUUUCGGGGGUACCAGUGUCAGCCAUGACAAGCUCCCUAAGGUUCAGUGUUAUGAUCAAUGUGAGAACAGGUGGACGGUCCCAGCCACCUGUCCCCAGCCCUGGCGUUACACAGCAGCAGCUGUGCUGGGUAACCAGAUUUUUAUUAUGGGAGGAGACACAGAGUUCUCUGCCUGCUCUGCUUAUAAAUUCAACAGCGAGACCUACCAGUGGACCAAGGUGGGAGACGUGACGGCGAAGCGCAUGAGCUGCCACGCUGUGGCCUCCGGAAACAAACUCUAUGUGGUUGGAGGAUAUUUUGGCAUUCAGCGCUGCAAAACUCUGGACUGCUACGAUCCAACUUUAGAUGUGUGGAGCAGCAUAACCACAGUCCCGUAUUCGCUGAUUCCCACUGCAUUUGUCAGCACCUGGAAACACCUGCCUUCUUAAAUGUACAUCCUAAAGAGAAUGAGCUUGAGCGUGCUCCAUCACUUGACGAGGAAAAGCCAAAUUUAAUGAAGAGAAAGAAAAGCAAAAAGGAGAAGUUGCUACGAGACAUGUAUAAAAUCCGCCGCACCUUGUAAAUGCUCUAACUGGACAUGAAGGAAGAGGGGUGGGGGAGGAGGGUGGGAUUUUCAGUGCAAGCAGCACAUGGUUUAAAUAUGAAUGACUGAACCUGUGAUCUAGUCCUUGUCUCGUAAUUGUGGAUUAAUGUCAGCGUUAAUCAGCCCCUCAAAGGGAGAGAAAAGCUGGACCUUUUCCCUAGCUGUACCCAUAUUCAGCAUUUGAUUUCCUUGAGCUCCACCAUUUAUGUGUAAAAUUUGAAAUGGUUGUCACCUCUCUGCGGACUGAGCUUGAAGUCUCCACACCAGCUGCUGUGUGGAGCAGCUUCAAAUUCAAAGCUGGAUUGGGCAGCUGGCUGGGCUGGCUGGAGAAGGAGCACCACAUGGGACUCACCCUUAAUAUGCAAGGGGUUGUGCUCCCCAGGUAGUUUUCUGAACAACGGGGAAAUUGUUGGUAGAUGUUUGGUAGAGUUCCUUUCUAUUUAUAAGUGAUUUUAAGCUUUUCCUUGGCUGUUAAGAAAUUUGUUAUAGGUUUAGCUAUUUAUUGUUUGAUGCCUGCAUGCUGAAACAAUGCCGACAGUUGUCUUCACGUGUAUGGACAUGUAUGAACAGUUGUAUGUUUUGCACAUUUUGUGACUGUUAAGGUGUGCUUCGUGCACAGAAAUGAAAACUUUCAAGUUACAGUCUGAAGUAUAACUGGAGGGUGGGUU
This is a messenger RNA of Choloepus didactylus (southern two-toed sloth), 3051 nucleotides long. RefSeq names its product ectodermal-neural cortex 1 (gene ENC1). Lineage: Eukaryota; Metazoa; Chordata; Mammalia; Pilosa; Megalonychidae. The coding region runs from base 459 to 2228 and encodes 589 amino acids. The record is from RefSeq and is a predicted model, not a curated record. The transcript has 3 exons. Gene Ontology annotation, molecular function: protein binding.